UAUGAAAAUGAGCAAGAGUAACCUAAAAAUUGACAGGAACAUCAGGAUUUCCUUCCUCCAGGAUCAUAAAGGACAGCUUAAAUAUUGCAAAAACAAUUUUAAAAUCCUUGGGCAAAAGUUUAGAGACAAAGAUUUGGCACUUGCUAACUGCAAAUCACAUCCUCAAGAGGCCUCUGCAGAGCCCCGUGAUCAAAGGAGUGAGAGGAGCAAGAACAUUUUUGUGCAUGGGCAUAAAUUCCAAAAUCCUUUCUAUACUAGAAAGAUGCUUGUAAAUCUUAACAAGCUUGCGCCUAGAUCUUUCUCUGAGGAGAAAGCUAGGGGCCAUCAAAGGAAGAGACAUAUGAAAAGAGAUAGCAAAUCGUUCAUGAAAAUGAACCCAUGUCAUUCCCAUGUGGGUAGUGACUCGAUUGUGCAGAACACAGAUCUGAUGCAGGAGACUGCACGAUUCACUUUUAUGAAACAACAUAAUGAAGAGCAGAGCUUACCUAAUUACUUAAAUGAAAGAAAGCAGAUGGAAAAGUCUCUGGUUAUGCCUAUCUUUAACCACCCAGAUAAGGACUUUGAGCUGCCUCAGAGAGUCGAGAUGAAAGAGCCGAUAAAUAUGAAAUAUAAGGACAGGAUCAGGAUGCAAAGCGAUCAAAAUACCAAGAGAAAAAUUAAAGACGUUAAUCUGAAUAUCGGCAAAAUUCGGGAGAACAAUAUGAUUAGGCAGAAUCUGAAACAACUGUAUGCUAAUGGCCAUCAUAGGCAUCAUAGCGAUGUCACUGGGAUGUAUUCCCAGGGAAUGGACUUUUCAACCAAAAACCCUUUUGAAGUCGAGAAUAAAAGUAGGAUCAAGAAGCAAUUAUCAAAUAAGCAACAAAUCAUUCGUGAAGUGUUCUCGCCUCCAAGCAAGGUCCGGAGGAGGAGACAGAAAGUCUCUUAUGACUCUGAAGCUAAUUAUGGUCAUGAUUUCACUGAUGAAAGAUCUUUUGAUGAGAGAAAUUAUACCCCUGGACUUAACCUUAAUGGUAGUUUUAAGGAGAAAGACAGAGAGAUCUUUCCAAGAAACUAUACUUCUGAAGGGGGUACUGUUAGAACUAGGUUUAACACUUCUGAGACAGAUACUAUCCAAUCUUUACCUGGCAUCCACAGGCAGGAUGGGUAUGACAUUCUUCAGGACCAUGUCGAUACAAUGACUUCGAAUAAAUUGAAACUUGUCCAUAUCACUCCGAAUGAAUAUAAAAAGAGGAUGAAAGAUAUAGCAGACCUUUGGAUCAUCUCUUCUGAAAGGGAAACCAGCAUCUAAGCUCAGGUAUCUACCUUUCCUAGAAGAAUAGUGAGACCAGGAUGGAUAUCACAUUGAAAGAUGU
This is a messenger RNA of Moneuplotes crassus, 1352 nucleotides long. The record is from the annotation of a GenBank genome assembly. NCBI's taxonomy places the organism in Eukaryota, Ciliophora, Spirotrichea, Euplotida, Euplotidae.